This is a messenger RNA of Aedes albopictus (Asian tiger mosquito), 5084 nucleotides long. Its product is annotated as vesicle-fusing ATPase 1. Gene Ontology annotation, molecular function: ATP hydrolysis activity; ATP binding. Gene Ontology annotation, biological process: intra-Golgi vesicle-mediated transport; SNARE complex disassembly; Golgi to plasma membrane protein transport. The record is from RefSeq and is a predicted model, not a curated record. The coding region runs from base 589 to 2835 and encodes 748 amino acids. The transcript is spliced from 11 exons. Gene Ontology annotation, cellular component: Golgi stack. Lineage: Eukaryota; Metazoa; Arthropoda; Insecta; Diptera; Culicidae.
CCAGUCAUCGCCAGUAGUCAUCAUCCGACGAUCGUGGAAACUCACACUUGCAGAGUGAAAACAAAACGUCAGUGUUUUCCCGUUUUUCUGCGCUCCGCUGUGGCCCGUCGCAACAGUAGUUCGUGCUGGGGGUGGGAAAAGUCGUCCGGAUAUCGUGAAAACUCGUCGUGCGCAUCGAUUUUCUUCGUGACCGACCGCUUCCUCUAGAAAGGAUACCGCAGUUUUGUGGUGGAUGCAUUCGUUGGUUAGCUAUCGCAGUACAAUCAUCGUUUGUUGCAGCAGCCAGUGGGAAUUGCUCAUCGUUUCGGAGUGUUUGCUGUUAGAUUUGGGUUUUCCGGAAGGUUUCGGUUCCAAAGUAGUGAAAGUGCAAUCAAAUUUUAGCUGAAAUCGAGUGUUUUGGUGUAUUUUGGGGAUAGAGCUAGAGGUAAAUGUGAAUUUUCUUCCCCGUGUGAGGAAGCCAUCAUAUUAUCGAUUUUUCGUUGUUGGCAAAGUUUGGACCGCAGAUAUCGAAUUGGGGGGCAACCUUUGGAGCAUCUGAACAUUUGGUGACGAAUUCUUGCUGCUGGUGUUAUAAACUACGGCUUAACCAUGUCGGUUAUGAUGAAAGCGACGAAAUGUCCUACGGACGAGCUAUCCCUCAAGAACAGGGCCAUCGUCAAUAGCACGGACUUUCCAGAAGACAUAAAGUACAUUGAUGUGUCGACUGCUCCUGGACAGCACUUUAUUUUCUCGAUCGAACGAUGCCCGGAUAUUCCAAACUACUGCAUCGGCUUCUCUCUGCUUCAACGAAAGUGGGCAACUUUGUCAAUUAAUCAGGACAUAUCUGUGAAACCGUACUUUUUCGAUCGUUCUUCUGAAGUGUUGUGCAAUGUUAGCAUCGAGGUGGAUUUCUUGCAAAAGAAAACAACCACCUUAGAACCUUACGACAGCGAUCAAAUGGCAAAAGAUUUUGUUUUACAAUUCUCCGGCCUGGCGCUGACCGUUGGUCAGCCGCUGGUUUUCAGUUUCCAGGACAAGAAACUGCUUGGGCUGUGCAUUAAAUCGCUGGAAGCAAUCGAUGCCAGCGCUUCGGUGCAGGGCGAUAAGAAACAGGAACCGAAAAGGACCAAUUUCGGUCGACUGCUGGGCAAUACGUCGGUCACUUUUGAAAAGGCGGAAAACUCUUCGCUGAACUUGGUCGGAAAGGCGAAGGGCAAGAUAGUGCGCCAGUCCAUCAUCAAUCCGGACUGGGACUUUGGAAAAAUGGGAAUCGGUGGCUUGGACAAGGAGUUCAAUGCCAUCUUCCGGCGAGCGUUUGCUUCGCGAGUUUUCCCGCCGGAAAUCGUGGAACAGCUGGGCUGCAAACACGUGAAAGGUAUUUUACUGUAUGGUCCACCCGGUACCGGUAAGACGCUGAUGGCUCGCCAGAUCGGUACGAUGCUGAACGCUCGUGAACCGAAGAUUGUGAAUGGUCCGCAGAUUUUGGACAAGUAUGUUGGUGAGUCCGAGGCCAACAUUCGGCGUCUGUUUGCCGAAGCUGAAGAAGAGGAGAAAAGACUUGGCCCUAACAGUGGAUUGCAUAUCAUCAUCUUCGACGAAAUCGAUGCCAUUUGUAAGGCUCGAGGAAGCGUCGGUGGCAAUAGCGGUGUGCAUGAUACCGUGGUGAACCAGCUGCUGGCCAAGAUCGAUGGCGUGGAACAGCUGAACAACAUUCUGGUGAUUGGUAUGACCAACAGACGGGACAUGAUUGACGAGGCGCUGCUGCGUCCGGGUCGAUUGGAAGUGCAGAUGGAGAUUAGUCUUCCGAAUGAGGAAGGCCGAGUACAGAUUCUGAACAUCCAUACGAAGCGGAUGAGGGAGUUCAAGAAAAUCAAUCCUGAUGUAGACAAUAAGGAACUAGCAGCCCUUACAAAGAACUUCAGCGGUGCUGAGUUGGAAGGUUUGGUACGCGCAGCUCAAUCAACCGCUAUGAAUCGUCUAAUCAAAGCAGCAUCGAAAGUAGAAGUUGACCCCGAGGCUAUUGAAAAGCUGAUGGUCAACAGAGGUGACUUCCUGAACGCCCUCGAGAAUGACAUCAAGCCGGCAUUCGGUACUGCUCAAGAAGCGCUGGAGAAUUAUCUCAUUCGUGGUAUUCUCAAUUGGGGACUUCCGGUCGCGCACGUUUUGGAGGACGGUGCACUGUACACGCAGCAGGCUCGGGCUGCCGAAAGUUCCGGACUGGUGUCAAUUCUGCUGGAGGGUCCUCCAAACUCCGGCAAGACAGCGCUGGCCGCUCAGCUGGCAAAGAUGUCCGACUUCCCGUUCGUGAAGGUAUGCACCCCGGACGAUAUGGUCGGAUUCACGGAGAACGCUAAAUGUCUGCAGAUCAGAAAGUACUUCGACGAUGCCUAUCGUUCUACGCUUAGUUGCAUUUUGGUGGAUAACAUCGAACGGCUUUUGGAUUACGGUCCCAUUGGUCCGAGAUAUUCUAACCUCACGCUUCAGGCUCUGCUUGUUCUGUUGAAGAAGCAGCCUCCUAGGGGAAAGAAACUACUCAUUCUUUGCACAACUAGCCGAAGGCAAGUUUUGGAAGACAUGGAAAUGCUGUCGGCAUUUACUGCUGUUCUACAUGUGCCGAAUCUCUCACAACCGGAACACAUUUUAUCAGUAUUGGAACAGGAGCAGGAUGUGUUCACCAAGCAGGAUCUCGCUACCAUCUACAAGAGGAUGAAGGGUCACAAAGUGUUCGUCGGCAUCAAAAAGCUCCUGGAUCUAGUCGACCUAACCAGGCAGACCGACCCACCGCAACGGGUAAACAAAUUCCUCUCCAAACUGGAGGAGGAAGGAGCGCUCGACGCCGGAACUUCCAUCCAUUAACUUAUAACCGGAGGGUAGCUAUGGGAUCUAAGUAUUAUCUCUUUCAACGACGUAUUCUAAGAACCGGGCCGGCAAGGCAAGGCAAGCAGGAGAAGGUGAGUAAACAGGAAAACAAUAAUGAGGUACACCACCGCAUCUCUUACCGCAUAUAUUUCCGAUUUGCUGCUAGGGGACACCAAAGGCGCUAGAGGCGUAGUAUGCAACCAUAUAUCUCUAUAAACAAUAGUUUUACUCUAAACAGUAAUGAGUGUUAAGGGCAACGUAACUUUGGCCGCGUUGCUUUAAAAAUGCUAUCAAUUAUAUACAGCUUGACUGUUGUUCUUUACACAAACACAAAGAGAAUAUAUUUAAUAUAUUUAGAUAUUUACAUGGUUUUCAUCGACGCUAAGAUUAUUACUGUAGCGAGCUCUAAUUAGCAGGUCGUUUGCGAUCUCAGCAAAGCAAAACGACUAAGUAAUAGAAAUGCUGUGGUGUUGCAGUUUCAAUAAUCUUAGAUAGCUAUCUAAAACCAACUUCAUUGAGUACGAGUCUGUUUCAGUUAUUUUUCUUUCCCAUGAAUCGUAGGAAUUGCCAACCUUUGUCAAGGUGUUUUUCGUGGUAUGAAGAGAGGAUUGUUUUUCUAUUUUUAUUGCUAAAAAUAAAUUGAAAAAUAGCAUUUUAUAAGCUACUUUUGCUUUCCUCGAAAAUUAACGAUGAAUUUUGUCCCUAAAAUGCAUGAAAAAGUGAAGACUCGUAAAUGUUACAAACUGUGCUGAAAUGGAAAUGUUUAUUUCGCUCGUUGAACAAUCAAAAGUUUUACGAAACAAAGUGACAUUGAUUAAUUCUACGCUUUUAAAGGUGGUGUUACAGUCAGCAGGAAUACGAGAAAGAAUUUUAGCUAAAAAAAUCUGUGGUAAUUGAUGAAACUUAUUAUUGGCAUCGCGUCUCCAAUAAAUAAACUGGUUACACGACAGAUCGGAAGAACAAAGUCCGAUUGAUCGUUUUGUCUACUAAUGCAGACAGCAUUUCUUGAUAAAUUAAUAGUCCAAAUCGUUGUGCGCCUCCAAAAAAGGUUCUAAAGUUCUACGCAUGACUAGUGUGUCCCAAACUUUUCAGCUAUAGAUGCGGAAUUCUGUAAAGAAUAAGUUCAAAUUACAAAAAAAAAAUCUGAUUUUUGUAUAUCGUUCAAGUAUGUAAAACUUGCAUUAAAGAUGAAAAAUAUCAAUGUCACUUCGUUUCAUCCAUAGUACUCUUUUCAGUUGUUUCUUUACCUGCAUAUACUACUUCCAAGACCCUAUAAUCUAUCAUUUGAAGGAUCUCAGCAUAGCAGGAAAAAGCUAAAUAAUUAAAGCUUGUGACAACCAUGUUUGUCAGUUCUUCGGCGUACUAGCGAUUAAUGCAUUGUUUACAUCAACUGUUAUCAACCGAUGGAGGAUUGUUUCAGCGUGACGAGUGAGUCUGCAUUUAGCUUGUUAUCGGUGUGUGCAUGAAUUUCCGUUAUUUAUUUGUAAAAGAAAACCCAAAUUAGCGUUAAGAGAUCAAAAUUUAGCUGCGAGUCAUCGACGAGGUUUUCUGAUGACUCGCACCUUGGUUACCCUUCGUGAUUCGUCUAUAAGUAGAAACAAGUGUAAAAUCGGUGAUAAAUAAAUCUUUUAUUAUAUAAAGUCCCUUUAAAGUAGCCUACAGCAGCAGUAGAAACUUAUUUCGAGCAUAAUGUACACUUGAUUCGACUCAGCACGUUUGUUGUAGGAAUGAUAGUUAAAGCAAUAUACAGAACGUUCAAAUUAAACAUCGUUGGCAAAACGAGUGACAAAAGUGUACAGGUGAUCUAGCGUUUAGAUUUUGUUGAUCUGUUCCACACCUUUAUUAAGUUGGCACAUCCACAUUCCAUAUCUAGGUCUUGCUAUGUGUUGAACUAAGGUUCGUGAUGGAGGUCACUUAUGGAUGCUAAUUUUUUGCACAAGGAAUAAAUUAUGUCUUCUGUUGGUGCUUUCAUAUAAUUCUCCUCAUCAAAGAGAGACUCCAUGAAAAUUUUCAAGAACCAUUUUUCAAGCUACAGCAUGCCUAGCUGAGACAUGUAGACAAAAACAAAAACAUAUUAAUUCAAUCGUUAUUAUAUCAAGCAGAACAUUUAUUUUAUUAAAUUUGUGUCUUGGUGAAUUUAAACAAACAGCCGAAUGCAAAGUAUGGAUAGAAAAAAUGUUUGAGCAAAAAUUCAGUUUAGGAAUACUAACCAGAUAUUGUAAAUUAAACCUGUUAUAACAACUACA